This is a messenger RNA of Aspergillus costaricaensis CBS 115574, 2066 nucleotides long. RefSeq lists its product as uncharacterized. Gene Ontology annotation, biological process: transcription elongation by RNA polymerase II. The transcript is spliced from 4 exons. Lineage: Eukaryota; Fungi; Ascomycota; Eurotiomycetes; Eurotiales; Aspergillaceae. Gene Ontology annotation, molecular function: RNA polymerase II complex binding; chromatin binding. Gene Ontology annotation, cellular component: Cdc73/Paf1 complex. Bases 1 to 1695 code for a protein of 564 amino acids. The record is from RefSeq and is a predicted model, not a curated record.
AUGAGCCGGCCACCCCCAUCUCCCAGGGAGUUUAUAGUGACUCGUCGGCCCCGCAGAACUCCUGGUUAUCUUGUGCCUACCUCUGAGAUUCCCCCGCUUACCCUCCCAGAGCCACUGUACAGUUCACCUUCCUCUGACGACGCUGAACCAAAGGAACUGGUGCUCUCCGAGUUCCGAGCGAGAAUGUCGAAAUCCAAGGACAGCAGCUCCUCCGGGGGCUUUCACCAGGAGUACAUUGCUUCUCUCCGCUACCGAAAUGACCUGCCGCCUCCGGAUAUGCCCCCGAAGUUCCUCGAUAUCCCACAUGAGGGCUUGGACCGUUUCUUGACCCCGGGAUUUGCCUCCAAUUUGGCUCGUCGCGAGGAACCUAACAUUGAUGUUGACGCGGAAGGUGGUAUGCCAAUCGACUUGGUCGGUAUUCCCGGGCUUCACUUGGGUGAUGAGAGCGCGAUUAUGGCCCCUGAGAACCCGGAACCCAUUGACCAGGCUGAUUUGGCGCUUCUGAUGACGCCGGAGCAGCUGAAGAACCCGGCACCGAAGAAUACCAACGUCAGUUUCCUUCGCCGUACGCAGUAUAUUUCCGCCGGUCUUCGGGCGCCUGAUGGCCCCAAGGUCGCUCCCAUCCGGACGAAGCGCGGGAUGGACAAGACCAAGUCGCAGGAUGACCCUACCUACAUCAAGAAAUACCUCCAGAAAGGUUUCGAUAUUGCGUAUCCUCACAGCAAGCACGUCGGUGAAGAUACAGCUAGCAAGAUUAAAGGCCACACUCCCACGAAGCUUGAACACGAUGCAUGGGCUCACCCAGUGCACCCUGAUAACCCUAAGCUGAAGCCUGUCGGAUUCUAUCCGCUCCUCCCCGAUCUGGAAGGAUUCCCGGACCCGGGUGGUUUUGUCCAGUUCAAGUUCGACAAGGCGCCUGUUCAGGAUGUUUCUGGAAAGAGAGACAAGCGCAUGGAUGUGGCUAUAUUGCUUCCAUCGGCACCAGAGGAACGUGUCUGCCAAGAGCACAACACGAAGGCGGCCUUGUAUAAGACGAACCCCAACCUGUACCCUGACCCAGGUCCUAUCCCAUGGGAUUACGAUCUCUAUCUGCCUGAGAAGAAGGAUGCGGCCAAGAAUGUUUCGGCAAGUCUGCGCAUCACCAACCCGGACCGCGAUAACGAAGCGCUGUACACUCAUGACGGAGCCGACAAUACCAAGUUCCACCGCUUCGACCGUGUCCGCACUUACGCUACGAGCGCUCAGACUUUGGGCAACGAUCAGAAGCAAAAGGACAUCGCGUUGACGCUCUUUGACCCGGAGGAAGUGAAGGAUGGAAAGCGCGACGGUCUCGACUCAAGGCAAAGGGCUGCGUACUACUAUCCCAUUCUCGGAAAGACCCGUCUCAAGCCUGAGAGAGCCCGCACCAUCGCCCAGGCCGGUCUGGCACCUACCCGUCCGAAGACCAAGGAGGAUCAGGUCGAUCAGAUCCAAGUGGUGGUGCGCGAUCCCGACGAGGCAGAAGUCUACAAGCGCUCUCUGCACAGGGCCGCCAUUGACCCGAAGUUUGCCGAGUCGAUGCCUCCACCCCCUGAGAACCCGGAGAACGAUGCCGAACCAGCCAAGCAUGAGGAAGAUGAAGGCGAGCACGACGUCGACCGUCAGGCCUCGCCUGAAGACGCGCACGACGAUGCUGGCAAUGAUAGCGACGAGUAACUGGCUCGGCCUUCUAUCAUAUUGCAUCCUCUAGGCGCAAUGACGGCGGCAGGCAUGCCUUCCUGAGUGUAACUUUUGCCUAUGCAUUACAGUUUACAUACCCUUUCAUUUGUCAUUAUGCUAAUGUUCCUUGGACUUGUUCACAUUGCAUGGCCGUCUCCGAAAGGGGUCCGCGCUGCCAGUCGCAUUGAUGGGCUGGUUGGCAGGUAUCGGAGUCGAGGCAGCAAAAGGCGUUGUGUGGCAUGAUCAUCUGGAGUUACGUAGCGAGAGUUUGGUUUUCUUUCAUUGUUGCGGCCGUGCAAAUGCACAGAAACAGGCUGCCCGGGCGAUUGAUGUACAUCCCGUAAAUACUAGUCAACAAUCUAUGAUCC